AUGAACGUCUCCUCGCGGCCCCUGAACGGAUUGCCACGGUUGGACGCGGAAGACCGGUCUCCGUACCAGCGCUUAAGUCAAAGGAUGCUGGACAUUUCGGGGGACCGGGGCGUGCUGAAAGAUGUCAUUCGAGAGGGAGCUGGAGAGCUGGUGACACCGGACGCUUCCGUGCUUGUGAAAUAUUCUGGAUAUCUGGAGCACAUGGACAAGCCUUUUGAUUCUAAUUGCUUUAGGAGAACUCCUCGGCUCAUGAAACUUGGAGAGGAUAUCACACUGUGGGGCAUGGAGCUGGGCCUUCUGAGCAUGCGGAGAGGGGAGCUGGCCAGGUUCCUGUUCAAACCCACGUAUGCCUACGGGACGCUGGGCUGCCCUCCCCUGAUCCCCCCAAACACCACCGUCUUGUUUGAGAUCGAGUUGCUUGACUUCCUGGACUCGGCUGAGUCAGACAAGUUUUGUGCCCUCUCGGCCGAGCAACAGGGUCAGUUUCCACUUCAGAAGGUCCUAAAGGUGGCAGCUACUGAACGGGAGUUUGGCAACUACCUUUUCCGCCAGAAUCGUUUCUCUGAUGCCAAAAUGAGAUAUAAACGGGCCUUGAUGCUCCUCCGCCGGCGAACAGCGCCCGCUGAAGAGCAGCACUUGGUGGAGACCGCCAAGCUGCUUGUUUUCCUCAAUCUGUCCUUUACUUACCUGAAGCUGGAGCGCCCCACCAUGGCCCUGCGCUAUGGAGAGCAGGCUCUGAUCAUUGACCAAAAGAAUGCCAAGGCCCUCUUCCGCUGUGGACAGGCUUGUCUCCUUAUGACCGAGUACCAGAAGGCCCGGGAUUUUCUAGUCCGAGCCCAGAGGGAGCAGCCCUUCAACCACGACAUCAAUAACGAGCUGAAGAAACUGGCCAGCUACUAUAGGGACUACAUGGACAAAGAGAGAGAAAUGUGUCACCGGAUGUUUGCUCCUGCGCAGCUGCGAGGCGCGGCGCCUUUAAAGCCCGGCCGGGGGGCGGGCCGGGGGCGCGCGGAGGGCCCGCCCCUGGGCGUGUCCACCAGGCGCCCCGCCCCGAGGCUUGUAGCCGCGGCCCCGGGAGGCGGUGCCUGCUCCGGCUCCGCGGCCGUUCGAGUAGCGGCGGCGGCGGCGGCGGUGGCGGCUCGGCGCCUCCUUUCCCUCAGGCGGCUUCCCCACGCGCUGCCCAGGGCGCCCGGCCGCGCAGGGACACACGCGGCCGGCUCCGCUAUGGCCCGCACCCCGCGACGUGGCGAGCGGGCACGGGGGCGCCGGACGGCGCGGCCCGAGUGA
This is a messenger RNA of Rangifer tarandus platyrhynchus (Svalbard reindeer), 1287 nucleotides long. The record is from the annotation of a GenBank genome assembly. Lineage: Eukaryota; Metazoa; Chordata; Mammalia; Artiodactyla; Cervidae.